AUGACCCGCACGCUGCAGAACCGCCUCGCUCUGGCCAACGUCAAGAUCAAGAAUGGCUGGGAGAGUCUCAGUCUGGAUGCCAUUGAGCCCGUCGUCGAUGUGGAGCUCAAGCGUAAGCGCCCCGGCUCCAGCAACGAAACAAUGUCGGAUGCCUCGAGCGUAUCCGAGCGCUUCUACCAUCCUGGCGUGCUCGACUCCUCUCCACUCGCAGCUCCCAUAUUUUCAGACCAUGUGCGUCGCUCAGCGAGUCGAGCCGGCAGCAGUCACAGCCAGAGCAAGCGGCCGCGCUUGGACCAGUCGAGGUAUCCGGCAUCCAGCAACCACACCCGCAACAAAGUGCGCUCGGCGACGGCAUCCAGCAACUGGAAGAACAGCUUCCAGCUGCCCGAGUCGUCGCCCGUAUACCAUCGCAGACACGCUCGUUUUGGCCGCACACAUGUGCCGAGCUUGUCCUUUGUAUCCGAGACAUCGACCGUGCCCGAUCCUCGCUCGCCCCUCCUGUCCGAAGACGACGACGAAGAUCUGCCCAUCACAUCCUUCCAAAUCAACCGCUCCCAUCGUCGACUGUCGCCACCGCAAGCGCCGCGCACACCGCCCCCAGAUGUCGCUCGCUCAGCUCGUCUGCGACAAAGUGGCUUCAAUGCUGCCGGUGCCGCCCGCGAAGGCAAGAAUGGCGACGACGAUGCCAACUUGCUCAUGUACCUCGCUACAUCCCCCACACCAGCCCGCGCCGACUCGGGAAAGCACCAGAUGCUGGCACCAUCUACGCCGCCUUCCAAGCAGACACCUCUGCCUUCAUCCAUGAUGUCGACCCCUGGUGGUGGUGCAGCAUACGCUGGCUUUGGCCUUGCGACCCCCUCCACCAACCUCAACUUUGCCGAAUUUCUCAACAUGUCGCCGAGCCCAGCUCAGGUCAAUGGAAACUGGAACCGCACACCGAUUGCUGGUGGACCCAGAACGCCCGCUGCCGUCCGCGAGGCCCGACGUCGUCUCAAUUUUGAGAACCUCCAUCCCCCCACUGGGGAGAGUCCGCGCAUGAGCGCACACAUCGGCAAAGUUGAUGGCCUCGGUAUGGACCUAGGAGGCGAACUAGUGUCAUGA
Messenger RNA from Parastagonospora nodorum SN15, 1101 nucleotides. RefSeq lists its product as hypothetical. The record is from RefSeq and is a predicted model, not a curated record. Bases 1 to 1101 code for a protein of 366 amino acids. Lineage: Eukaryota; Fungi; Ascomycota; Dothideomycetes; Pleosporales; Phaeosphaeriaceae. The transcript has a single exon.